Molecule: messenger RNA, 1518 nt
Organism: Nestor notabilis (Kea)
Lineage: Eukaryota; Metazoa; Chordata; Aves; Psittaciformes; Psittacidae
Gene: SIX4
Product: SIX homeobox 4
Exons: 2
Coding region: 1-1518 (505 amino acids)
Biological process (GO): regulation of transcription by RNA polymerase II
Cellular component (GO): nucleus; transcription regulator complex
Molecular function (GO): DNA-binding transcription factor activity, RNA polymerase II-specific; RNA polymerase II cis-regulatory region sequence-specific DNA binding
Source: RefSeq, a predicted model, not a curated record
AUGCAAUGUCGUCUCUCCAUCUUUUCCCAUAGUGAGUCAGAUGGCAACCCUAGCACAGAAGAUGAAUCCAGUAAGGGGCAGGAGGAUUUAUCUCCCCAUCCACUCUCCAGCUCAUCUGAUGGCGUUACCAGCCUCAGCCUUCCUGGCCACAUGGAGCCCGUCUACAUGCAGCAGCUCGGAAACACUAAAAUAGCCUUGAGCUCAUCUGGUGUCUUGUUGAAUGGAAACCUUGUGCCUGCCAGUACCUCUCCCGUCUUUCUCAAUGGAAGCUCUUUUCUUCAGGGACCCAACGGUGUCAUUCUCAAUGGACUCAGUGUGGGGGCUUCGCAGACUGUUACCUUAAAUUCGCCCAAAACCACAUCAAGUGUCGUGAGCAAUGGUGUAUCCAUUACUGAUAUACUGUCAUCUUCAUCAGAAGAUGUUAAGGACUUCAAACUCCUUCAAGCUUCGGUCCCCAAUGCCGCAGCAGCCACCUUCAGCCCCAGCAACAUCCCAGUCUCAUUCCCGGGGUUGAUACCAAGCUCAGAGGUGAAAAGGGAAAGCAUACAAACUGCUGCUUCACAAGAUGGAGGCUCUGUAGUUACUUUUACUGCUCCUGUCCAAAUAAACCAGUAUGGCAUUGUCCAGAUCCCCAAUUCAGGAACAAAUGGCCAGCUGCUGAACGGAAGCAUUGGGUUUUCUUCCCUGCAGCUGCCUCCUGUUUCUGUGGCAGCUUCACAAGGUAAUGUUUCAGUAAGUCCCAGCACAUCUGAUGGGGGAACUUUUACGACUGAAUCUUCAGCAGUGCAACAAGGAAAGGUUUUCUUCAGUCCCCUCGCUCCAAGCGCGGUCGUUUAUACAGUUCCCAAUUCAGGCCAGGCAGUAGGCUCUGUCAAGCAAGAAGGACUGGAAAGAAGCCUUGUGUUUUCUCAGUUGAUGCCAGUCAGUCAGAACACGCAACUAAAUGUAAACAUGUCUUCUGAAAAUAUAUCCAGUGGAGGACUCCAGUCCCUGGCCUCCUCGUUAGUGAAUGUAACACCUUCACAUAAUUUUUCCCUUACACCACCAACUCUUUUAAAUGCUGCAGAACUGAACUCUGGUAUCUCAGAGAGCCAGUCCAUGUCAUCACCCGUGACCAGCACCUCUACAGUGAUAUCUAUCAGCAACACUAACUAUGCAACCCUUCAGAACUGUUCCCUCAUUACCAGUCAAGAUUUGUUGUCCAUUUCUACAGCACAGCCUGCGCUUGGAGAAAUAGUUUCUACAAGUGGAGACCGUGUCAGCCACUCCUCUGCACAAGUACAUCAAGAUUUUGUCAGAGAGCACAGGUUAGUUCUGCAAGCCGUACCUGAUGUCAAAGAGAAUUUCUUACCUAAUGCUGAGAGUAAGUCAACUGGCAAUUUAAUGAUGCUGGAUUCGAAAUCCAAGUAUGUUAUGAGUAACAUGGUUGACACAGUUUGUGAAGAACUGGAAACGGACAAAAAAGAACUUGCCAAACUGCAGACAGUUCAGAUGGAUGAAGAUAUGCAAGACUUGUAA